AUGACUAACCCCUAUGAAGCAGAUCCAGAUAAAAUCCCUCCAGCGGACUUAUACGCUGACGUGCCUUGUUAUGGUCGAUACUGCCCGAAACCUGAUGACUUCCACGUCGAUAAUCAGCAUAUCAACUCUCACACUUCAGAAUCCUUGGAAUACUGGGCGUCAGUCAUUAAUCUCUGCACCGAAGAGAAUCGGAUCUAUCCUGCUGAUGCUGGUGGUCGCGAUGUUUUCGCUCUAGGUAGCGUCAUUGUGAAAUCCAGCCAUCUCCACGCGACCGGAAAGAGACAAUCUCCGGAGAUUGACUUCUCAUACGCUGAUGCAAAUGAGAUUCGGGCAAUUGCUCUGGCAAAGACGGUCUUGAGUGGUGUCAAAGUCCCAGAAAUUUACUUUGCUGGAAAAAUCAAUGGUUGUCAAGUGCUCGUCCAAGAAAGGCUUCCAGGUGUUGGAUUGUCUGUUGCAUGGCCAUAUCUGUCCAGAGAACAAAGAAAAUCAUAUAAAGAACAGGCCAAGAAGAUAAUACGUCAGCUUCACACUAUCAAGCCAACCCAAAGACUUAAAGCUCGCUCUCAUGUUGUACUGGACCCCAACAUACUUAGUAACGGCCGGAUCAAUCCGUUAGAAGGAGACAUCAUUUUUUCAGCCGCCAAUCACGAUCCAGAUAUGAGCUUUAUGCAUAACGACUUCACCGAGUCCAAUUGUAUAGUUAACAACGAUGCAAUUGUGGGGCUUAUUGACUGGGAAAUGGCGGGAUUUUUUGGAUGGAAAACCGCAGGGGAAAUCCAUCGUCGGAUCAGGACCCCACAAAGAGAGCAUUUCGUGAAUGCCAACUUGAAAGAGGAACAGCUGCAGGAUAUGAUGUUCUGGAAUGAUUUAUAUGAUGAGGGUGCACCAGAGAGCAUUCGAUGA
Molecule: messenger RNA, 903 nt
Organism: Penicillium angulare
Lineage: Eukaryota; Fungi; Ascomycota; Eurotiomycetes; Eurotiales; Aspergillaceae
Exons: 2
Coding region: 1-903 (300 amino acids)
Source: RefSeq, a predicted model, not a curated record